GGGAUUGUGUGUGCGCUCUGUAAUUGUGCAGCUCCCUCUGCACUCUCGCUGCUGCUGAGUUUGUGUGUUGUGUAAUUGUGCAGUUCUCUCCCUCUGCACUCCAAUUGUGCUGUGCAGCUCCCUCCUGCACUCCCUGCUGGCUGGGGUUGUGUGUGUGCUCUGUAUUGUGCAGCUCCCUCCCUCUGCACUCGCACUACUGGCUGGGGUUGUGUGUUGUUGUUGCAAGCAGUGAGCUCAGCUGAUGACUCAGAGCCAUGCAGUCAUUCCACUCUGCAGCCAGCUACUGCCUGUGUAUAGCAGGCGCAGGGAACACACAGCCGCCUUGUAGCGGGAGCAGGCUUGCCAGACCUGGGGCGGACCCCUUAUUCUACCACUGAGCUCGGGGUGGUCGGCUUUUACUGCACUCUGCCCGGACUGUGCACGGGUUCUGGGGACUACCCUGCAGCCGAGGGGCUGGAUAUGCUCAGCUGUGCUUCCACAGCUUUGCCUCUGCUUGCUGGGACAUGGUGAGUUUGUGGAGGACAGGAGGAAACGUGUAUGAUGAAAUACUAUUCGAGACUGGUGAGAAAACGGAGUGCAUCAUGCUUUAAAGAGCUAUAUAUACAACCAGAAACUCUCCCAAGAUUCUUCAAAUCUUAAGUUAUUUUUCAUCUUAUGGACUUUGGAGAAAUCUCCUGAUUUGCAUGCGUUUUGAUUACCAUGAAUCUGCAGCCUCAGCAGAAGGCUUCGAAUAAAAGAACAGGAAAAAAGAUAACUUUUUUCAGUGAAUCACAGGGCCAUCCGGUGCCCAGCAAAGAGCAGGUAAAAGAGCAGCAGUUUUAUGAGAGUGUGUCUCGUAUGCCAAUCUCCCAGGCUUCUGAGUUUCCCAAGACAGACGCUUUCUCUGUUGCAUCCAGCAAUAUGCUGAACACAGUCCUGUACACUCAAGAGAGACCUGAUUCUGUGAGACUAAGCCAGCAGCCAGUUACUGGCAAAUGGAAUGUAAAUGAAAGGACUGAUGCCACUUGGCAGGCUCAACAAGCUGGCAUGUGGCAGAGAAAUGCUUCUGGUUAUGCUGUUUCAAUGAUGCCUUCUUAUUACAACCAUCAUGAGCCGACCAAGAGAAGCCAAGAUAAAGGGGUUGGGGUGUCUCAACUAGAUAUGUAUGGAGAUGCUCUUCAACAAAUGAUGUCUCAGAAGGCACAACUAGAACAGCACACGCUAGCUCGCCAACAGGCCCAUUUAAACUCCAUUCUGCAAGCUCAACAGCAGCACCAACAACAGCACCAGCAGCAGCAGCAACACCAACAACAGCAGCAGCAGCAAAAUCAGCAUCUUUCCUUACAGUCUUUCCAAAUGGCAUUUGGGCAUCAAGGUCAGAAACCUUCUUUACAAGAACUAUUCCAUGUUUUUCCAGAUGCUCAAUCCAAUGCUGCUUAUGCGGCUCAGCAGAAACAACAGACGGCUCUUCCUAAGAUGCAACUUUUUGAGAACUUUUACCCAACACCGCAACAGCAGCAGGCAGCCUAUGGCAUGCAGCAAGCCAUUCGAAUAGGUCCGCCUCAUGCAGUUGCUCAGCAGAACAUGCAUGUAAUAAAUCAACAACAACGCGUUUCUUCAUCCGAGGAAUAUAUGAAAGCUCUUGCAGAGCAGAACAAGCAGGCUGUUUUGCCCAAAACGCAAAUUCCCUUGCCUCGCAGGUCUCGUAGAAUUUCCAAAGAAGGACUACCAAAUUUGCCUUCCACAAGUGAAGAACAGUCUAAUAACCCAUACACACAUCACCAGUAUGAGCAGGCGGUACAACAGCAGUUAGAUGCCCAAGAGCGGUACAAGAGAGGUUACCAACCAAUGCCACGGAAUUCUCAAAUACUGGGCCAGGAAAAUCAGUAUGGCAAUCACCACAAUUCAGAUCAGACUCCCCCACCUCAGAAUGGUAGAACAAGAGAGGUCCAGACAACUGCUGAACAGAAUUCAGUGGCGCCAAGUCAGCCUGCCGGAGCUGGUGCUGUCACGGUGAUCCAGAUGACCCGGCGGCGGCGACGCAUAUCACAGGAAGCCAAUUUGUUUACCCUUGCCCAGAAGGCUGCAGAAAUGCCAAACUUGGAAAACACUAAGGAUAGUGAUGCAUUAAAGGGCAAGAACGAGACCACAAAAGACAAAGUGGAUUUUGUGGUUCCUCCCUCUGCUAAGAAGACCAGAACAGAAGGAGACAUGAAGCCUUUGGUUAUGCCGGUAUCUGUACCGGUUAAAUUGGAUACUGGGCGUGAUGAAGAAAGGAUCCAAAGGACAGUAGUGUCUGAAAGGGAGCCCUUGCCAUCUAUGCAGUCUGUAAUAGUGACACGGCACCGAGCCGGCCAGACAGAUAUGCCAGCACCUUCACUUCAGCUCGGUGAGACCCCUCCAUCGUCAGAAGGGGAAACUCUGUCCCGGAAGCCUAAGCAACGACCAAGACCUAAACCACUGUUCAUCCCUCCCAAACCUGGCACAUUUGUAGUUCCAGUAUAUUCCAAUAUAACUCCUUACCAGAGCCACCUGCGCUCACCUGUACGGGUUCCUGAGCACCUCAAUGACAGAAACUUUGAGUUGCCUCCCUACACACCACCUCCUAUCCUCAGCCCAGUGCGUGAAGGGUCUGGACUUUACUUCAACGCCAUCUUGUCUGCCAGCACACAUUCAAUGCCCCCAUCGAUCACCGCAAAGAGCAGCACAAGAACCCUGCUGAGAUCCAACAGUGGAGAGGACAUGCCACCUUUGCUCACUGUAAUGGGAGAAGUAACGCCAGUUAGCAUUGAACCACGCAUUAACAUAGGGCCACGUUUCCAAGCGGAGAUUCCUGAUUUCAGGGACAGGGGUUUGGCAUUCGCUGAUAAACCUAAAGCUGACUUGGUCUGGUUUCCCUGGGAGGAUUUGGAGAACAACCAAGUGGUGGAGUUGUUGACGGCAGCGUGUUCCAGCAUCAUGCCAGGCGGAGGCACCAAUCAAGAGCUGGCGCUUCAUUACCUUCACGAGUCCAAGGGAAACAUUUUGGCUGCGCUCACUAAGCUGCUAUUGAAGAAACCGAAACUGCACAGAGGCCAUCCCUUGGCAAGCUAUCAUUACUCUGGGUCAGACAAGUGGUCUCUUAAUGAGAAGAGACUUUUCAACAAGGGAAUGGCCAUCUAUAAGAAGGAUUUUCUGCUGGUUCAGAAACUGAUUAAAACAAAAACUGUGGCUCAGUGCGUGGAGUUCUACUACACCUACAAGAAGCAGGUGAAGAUAGGGCGCAAUGGGAUGUUGAUUUACGGAGAUGUUGAGGCCGCGGCAGAUGAGAAAAACCCCAGAGAGGACUCAGAGAUCGAUAUUAAGAGUUCUCAGCGACUUGCACCAGUUAUCCCUCCCCAAAGAGAGUCGCCGAAAGAAAUCCGCACAGAAGAUCCUGAAUUGGAGAAGAAGAUGGAGGCGUGUACAGUGCAAGUGAAACUGGAAAAAGAAGACGAAAAGGAAGAAAAUGAUGAUGAAAAGAUGAAGAUGCUUUCCCAGACGAAGGUCACACAAACGCUACAGGCCAGUGAAAUGCCAAAUGACACACUGAUCCUAAGAAAUCAAAUUCCUGAUACGUCGAUAACAGAAAAGGUUUCCAAGCCGAGGGGUCGGCGUCCGCGGGCGAAAGUUCCCCCAGAUGACACCCAGAAACCAGAGAGUAAAAUCAAGGCCCCACAGCAAGAGGGCAGUUUCCCAUGUAAAAAAUGUGGCAGGGUCUUCCUCAAAGUGAAAAGUCGCAGUGCGCACAUGAAGAGCCACGCGGAACAGGAGAAGAAAGCAGCAGCCAAGAAGCAAAAGGAGGCGGCAGCAGCAGCAGCUGCUGCAGCCGCAGCACAAGCCGCUUUACUUACCAUAUCUCACCGGAUGGAAAGUAGUGACAGCAGGAGCAGCAGUGACGGUAGCAGUAGUAGCAGCAGCGAGAGCUGUGAUAGUUCCGAUGACGGAGAGAUAUAAGCAGACACUCAGAUGCUGCAGUGAGGCUGGACCCUCGCUCCUUUCACUACCCACUCCCCCCCCCCCCUUUUUUUUUUAAGUUAAAAUUUCAAUGUUCUCGGUUUCUGCAAGGAUCAAAUACAUGAAAGACUUAUAGUGGGCUUGGGACUUUUUAUCUUUUUAAAUUAACUAUUUAUUGGGAAAACAAUCUUAUCAUGAUCAUGUGUUUCGGAGAGCACAGAGAUAUUUUUAUCCUACACACGUGCCUGUAAAGACAACUUGCAUAGAGACAGCACUUGUCGUCUUUCCUUCUGAAAGCUACAAAAAGGAGCAUUUCUUCUGAUGAGACGAAACCUGUAUUUUGUGGACCUUACUUGGUUUUCUGUCACUGUGUACACUGGAUAAUGUGGAAUUUUACACAAACUCAUGAGUGCAAUACUACAGAUAUACCAGUAGUCGGCGCCCCUGCGGUUGUUGACCUACAUGUGUUGUGCAUCGUGCAGGUCUGCAGGAACGGAGUACUGAAGAUUUUCCAUCCCUGUCAUAGAACUUUAGUUUUCAUCUGUAGCUUAAAGAGCUUGUUGCCUGCACACAGGAAGCGUCAAUGUUGUAGGCAGGCUGUACUCCCAUUGCAGCCUAUCCAUUCACUAGAAACACAGCCUCGUUAGUGGUUCAGAGAGGUCAGUGGUUCCUCAGGUAAACGGCUCUUUAAUACAGCUAGAUGAAAAUAAUAACUUAUAAUGGCGAGAGAUCACCAUUGUGUAAAUAAUGUGUGGCACAGACUUGCAUACAAGUCACAAUUAAUUUUUUAUGUAUCUACAAUAGGGGAAAUGACAAUUCAAAUAACCUGUAUAUACACUAUAUGUAAAACAGCUUACAUAUACUUUGUUUUGUAAAAAAAAAAAUCUUUAUAUUGCUUAACAGACAAUCUUUAUAUGUUAAAAGUUUUGGAGAGUGACUGAUACCCUGUCUUACUGUUCACUGCCUAAUUAUAAUUUUUUAUUUUAAA
Messenger RNA from Pseudophryne corroboree (corroboree frog), 4942 nucleotides. RefSeq names its product mitotic deacetylase associated SANT domain protein (gene MIDEAS). Gene Ontology annotation, cellular component: histone deacetylase complex; transcription regulator complex. The transcript is spliced from 13 exons. The record is from RefSeq and is a predicted model, not a curated record. Gene Ontology annotation, molecular function: transcription corepressor activity. Gene Ontology annotation, biological process: negative regulation of DNA-templated transcription; regulation of transcription by RNA polymerase II. NCBI's taxonomy places the organism in Eukaryota, Metazoa, Chordata, Amphibia, Anura, Myobatrachidae. Bases 700 to 3954 code for a protein of 1084 amino acids.